Molecule: messenger RNA, 1146 nt
Organism: Rhizoctonia solani
Lineage: Eukaryota; Fungi; Basidiomycota; Agaricomycetes; Cantharellales; Ceratobasidiaceae
Exons: 6
Coding region: 1-1146 (381 amino acids)
Source: RefSeq, a predicted model, not a curated record
AUGGAGAUGCUAUCCUUUGCGUCGGUAGAUGCGUACAUCAAGUCUCGUACAGGCUGGCCUACCCCGAAUGUCGAAUUUGAUCUGGACUAUGUCGCCGAGAGCAUGGAACCUGUUACCCCGAGUGGGGGCGCUAGAAUCAUGCCAUCCAAGACUUUUGCAGAGGUUGAAGGAAAGCAGUUCGACAUAAUAUUGGUUCCAGGAGGACCGGGCUCUCGUCCGAACGUCAUCUCCCCAGUAGUUCAUGAAUUCGUUAGGAAACAGGCUCCCCAAGCGAAGUACGUCCUGUCCGUUUGUACUGGUAGCUGGAUCUUGGCCGAUGCUGGGGUGUUGGAUGGGAAACGCGCCACGAGUAACAAGGCUGCUUUCAGAGACCUAGUGGCAAGUACGAGUAAAGCCAUUGAAUGGGUCCCCAAGGCCCGUUGGGUGGUAGAUGGAAAGAUAUGGACUGCCUCUGGGGUGACCGCUGGUGCAGACAUGGGAUACGCCUUCAUGGUUGAGAUUACUGGCGAUGAAUUUGCUACUCGGGUCAAGAACACCGUCGAUUACACGCAAGUGGACCAGAAGAUGACGAAUAUGCAGAGGUUUGGGGUCUUGUAUGAGUCUCCCAUUGUUAGCGGCACUGGACGAGAUAUCACUAAACUCAUAUCAUCUUCGGUAUCCACAGGGCCCAUGGAACUUAUAGAAACGGCCGGCACUAAGUCAGCCACGGGGGCAUUUAUGAUAGCUAAUCCCAAGUUCCCAACCCCCGAGGUGAAAUUCGAGACUGAGUACCUCGCCGAAACGCACGAUCCAAUUACGCCAAUGGCAGGUGCGAGGGUUCUACCUAAAAAAACGUUCUCCGAGGUUGGAUCAAAGCAAUUUGACAUCAUCUUGAUACCGGGAGGGGAUAACACACGCCCUGGUGAACCUUCAAAGGCCCUGACCGAGUUUCUCGAAGCACAGGUACCCGGUGCUCGAGCCCGCUGGGUAGUUGACGGGAAAUUUUGGACAGGAUCUGGAGUUACUGCUGGUCAAGACAUGGGCCUUGCUUUUCUCAAAGCAUUACAGGGGACUGAGUUUGCUCUUGCUGCCAAAAACGUCAUGGAGUUUCGAGCAGUGACAAGUGCAGAUGAUGACGAAUUCGCGGAUGUUUUCCACCUUGCUUGA